This is a messenger RNA of Aspergillus fischeri NRRL 181, 537 nucleotides long. RefSeq names its product SDR family NAD(P)-dependent oxidoreductase. Gene Ontology annotation, molecular function: oxidoreductase activity, acting on the CH-OH group of donors, NAD or NADP as acceptor. Lineage: Eukaryota; Fungi; Ascomycota; Eurotiomycetes; Eurotiales; Aspergillaceae. The record is from RefSeq and is a predicted model, not a curated record. The coding region runs from base 1 to 537 and encodes 178 amino acids. The transcript has 2 exons.
AUGGCGUCCCAAGUCCAAGGAACCGCAUUCAUCACUGGCGCCGCAUCAGGCAUCGGCAAAGCCACCGCGCACGUCCUCGCAAGCAACGGGAUUAGCGCGCUCGCACUGCUAGACGUCAACCUCGCACUCCUCGAGGAGACGAAAAGUGAACUACUCUCUGAGCAUGCGCAGCUCCGCGUUGCGCUCUUGCAAGUGGACGUCACAGACGAAGCCUCCGUCGAGGAUGCUGUCCGCAAGACGGCGGAGGAAUUCGGACAGAUUGAUAUCGGGGUGAAUGCAGCGGGGAUCAGUGGCAAGCCGGGUCCGUCGCAUGAGACGGAGCUGUCGGAGUGGCAGAGGGUGAUUGAUAUCAAUCAGACGGGGGUGUGGAUGUGUCAGCGGGCGUUGAUCCGGCAGAUGUUGAAGCAGGAUUCUCGAGGAGCGCGCGAAGGACGCGGCACGAUUGUCAAUGUCGCGUCGAUGUAUGGGGUUAGGGCGCCUCCGGGGGGAAUUGCGAUUGCGCCUUAUGUGGCUGCGAAGCAUGGUGCGUUCCGUUAG